Messenger RNA from Rubroshorea leprosula, 1860 nucleotides. Lineage: Eukaryota; Viridiplantae; Streptophyta; Magnoliopsida; Malvales; Dipterocarpaceae. The record is from the annotation of a GenBank genome assembly.
CUUGAUUGUGAGAAAAGAUUGUUUUGGGUCCUAAUGUGAACAUUCGAAAGUUUAGGGACUUAAAGAGGGAAAGAUUUUGGAUAAGGAUGACUUCUUUUCUUUUCUCCUUUUUCUUUCUUUCUUUCUUCUUCUCCAGCCCGAUUCUGCUCUUCUUCUCAUUUCUUCCCGCUGCAGCCACCCGAAGAAAAAAAGAAAGAGAACCCAGCCAUGCCUUGGAAAAAUUGGUAAGGAAGCUUGGUAUUUUCCCCUUCCUUUCUUGUUCUAGAAUCCAUAUAGAACCCAGAAAUCUCUCCCCCUCUGCUGGAAAAUCCGGAUCUGCCUUGCUCUGUCCGCCGGCUGCUUUUGUUGUGGGGGCAAAUUGCUUGGGUUUUGGGUAAGAAACAGCCAUUAAAUUCCUUUGUUCUUGCUUGAAUUGGCUUGGGUUUAUGUUAAUUGCUCUUGGUUCCUUCAAUUUUUGGGUAGCCCGUGAGCUUUCUUCUUUCAUGCCGCCGGCUUUCCCCAAUCUGCAGCCCCGGUUUUAGCUGGAGAAUUAUGGUAUGUGACAGCCUUUUAAGGUUUAAUUUAGCCAUUUAUUGCUGCCUUGUGUGUGUCCGAAAUUCUGCAGAAAAUGGGGAUAAUUCCGGUAGCUUUAGGAUAAAGUUUAAGCAUUGAUUCAAGUGGAAUUUGUGUGAUUGAGUGUUAAUUGCUUGUUGUGAUUUUUGGAGAGAAAAUCCCGUGAGAUUAGCUAGUGUUUUGGCCAAUUUGUGGGGGUGGAGUUACUGUUCACGCCGGGUACUGUUCACCGGUUAAUGUUCAUACCCCGAGGGCCAACAUUUAACGGGAAUUUAAAUGAUUAGUUUGUGAUAUAAGAACGGAUUUGGAGAUAUUUGAUAAUGUGGAGAUUGAUAGAAAUAGCAUUGUGAUUAGGAAUGAUCCUAAUGAAGUGUUCAAGCUUAGGUUAAAUUAGAUAUCUGGAGAUUGAGUGGUAUAAGAGUUUAAGUAUAAAUUAAGAGCUUAGGUUGAAAUUAAGAGUUUUGGAUUAAAUUAAGUACCUCCAGAUUUAGUGGCAUCAGAGCAGAUUGAGUGAUAUCCGAGCCUAGGUUUAAUUGAAUACCUAGGAUUUGUUUUGGACUUGGCUAGCCAGUGGAUUGUAGAAUCGUGGUGAGACGAGUGAUGGGGUUAUAUAAGGGGCAAUUCUGAUUCAUGUUGCCUGAAUUUUCUCAUCCAUUUCGAUGAGAUGGAUAUUUGAUUGUUCUUGUUUCCUGCCUUUAUAUACCCUAUGUAGAUCCAUGAGAUUAAUCUUGUCCGCCAUGUUCUUGAGACCUUGUUUUGAACUUGGUCAUUUUCUGAUUGUCCGCACUUGUUUAGACUUGUUACGUGAAUAGAAUUUUUGUGUGCUCUUUUGCCACAAUUGUGAAAUCUGGGGAGUUGUAGAGAUCUUUUGUUAUUGAUCUUGUUGGUCUCUACCACAUAGCUGGUUGAGAAAUUUGUUCUGUUUGUCAUAUGACCCGUGGAAGAUGGAAAUGGAUAAUGAUUAUUGAGAUCCUCAUUAUCGUGAUACUUAUCUGAAAUUGAUUCUUGUAUUGUUCUUGGAAUCUAUUUUGAGUUGUCCUUGGAAACGUUCUUGUUCUGACACUGGUUCUUGCUCAAAUUCUGUAUACUGCUCUUGCUCAAUUCCGCAUAUUCUGUUAGUUCUUAUGUCAGUACACCUGUUGAUCUUCUUGAUUUUGAUUUUUGUUCAUGGACACCUCUUAGGAGGGGUGACGAUUAUCAGAAGAUACCUAUAUGAGGCAUCCUCAUUCUUGUCUCUUGCAAGUGUUAAAUUCUGUAUUCUUUUAGCUUUGACUUGGCUUUAGGAUGUCUAGGAUGACUUGAUUGUAA